Pyrus x bretschneideri (Chinese white pear) is the source of this 1062-nucleotide messenger RNA. Its product is annotated as sec14 cytosolic factor. The record is from RefSeq and is a predicted model, not a curated record. Lineage: Eukaryota; Viridiplantae; Streptophyta; Magnoliopsida; Rosales; Rosaceae. The coding region runs from base 108 to 923 and encodes 271 amino acids. The transcript has 6 exons.
CAAUUUCCAUAUUUCUAUCUAUUUGCUAUAAAUUGUGAACAACUUAACUAUAUACCUCUCUCCAUCCUGCAGAUUGAACUCAAACUCGAAAUUAGAGAGAGAGAGAGAUGAGUGCUGCUGUGGUUUUGAUGAACUCUGCUGAUACUGUAAUGGAGUUGAAGGAGUUAGAAACCCUAAAAGUAGAAGAAGAUGAACAAGUAAAAGCUGCAGCAGUAGUAGCAGCAUCGCAUGCAGACGACACGGAGUUGGAGGAGCUGAGAAAAAGUCGUCUCAUGAGAGCAUCUGUCGAGGCCCAGGAUCCUUCCACCAAGGAAGUGGAUGAUCUCACAAUAAGGAGGUUCCUGCGUGCUCGCGACUUGGAUAUAGAGCAGGCAUCUGCAAUGUUCCUCAAGUACAUGAAAUGGAGACGUGAUUUUGUUCCUAAAGGUUCUAUUACUGCUUCUGAGGUUCCAAACCAAAUUGCUCAGAACAAGAUGUUUUUACAGGGAUCGGACAAGAAAGGAUGCCCCAUAUCAGUUAUCCUUGGUUAUAGACAUUUUCAAGACAGCCUCAAGGAAUUCAAGCGUUUUGUAGUCUAUGGACUCGACAAGGUAUGUGCAAAGAUUCCGCCAGGACAGAAGUUCAUUGCCAUAGGAGAUCUCGAAGGCUGGGGAUAUUCAAACAGUGACGUCCGAGGUUACCUUGGAGCUCUUUCAAUUUUGCAGGACUACUAUCCGGAAAGGCUAGGGAAGGUGUACAUCAUUCAUGCUCCUCUCAUAUUCAUGACGGUUUGGAAAAUCGUUCACCCUUUUAUCGACAACAAAACUAAGAAGAAGAUAAUAUUCGUCGAAAACAAAAUGUUGAAAUCAACUCUGCUCGAAGAGAUUGAUGAGAGCCAGCUUCCGGAGAUAUAUGGAGGCAAACUGCCUUUGGUUCCCAUCUAGGGUCCCAAAUUGAUCAACCAUGCCAAGAAGAAAAAUGAACAGAUUAAAGCUCAUGUCUCAUUAAGUUUGCAAUAUGUAUGUUAUAAUAUGUAACUAUGCUGUACCACCUAUGUGAUUGUGUUUACACCUUCACUUUGCA